Carica papaya (papaya) is the source of this 1617-nucleotide messenger RNA. Its product is annotated as protein SIEVE ELEMENT OCCLUSION B-like. Lineage: Eukaryota; Viridiplantae; Streptophyta; Magnoliopsida; Brassicales; Caricaceae. The record is from RefSeq and is a predicted model, not a curated record. Gene Ontology annotation, biological process: phloem development.
AAAACUUAGAGUUUUCUUCAAUUAGCAUUUUUGCUAAUUUUUAGCUUCAAGUUCUUCGAGAAGUAGAAGUUUUUAGAAAUCUUGUUAAUGCAAGGAGCGGGGAUCAACUAAUUGUUAUAUGGACGUUUAUGCCAUUUUUACAGAAUAGAAAGAUCUGUUUGUAAGUAUAAUAAAUUAGAAAGCUUACUUAAGACUCAGUACGUACAGCUCCCUCUUGGAACAAACCCCCAAAAGGAAAAACAUGAAGAUUCUUGAGGCUUUACUUAAUAUUUAUUACAACGAAAUGGUUCAAGUCGAAGUAAUGAGGAGAAAGCAUUUGUUACUGCUCAUAUCGGAUCUUGACGUCCCCCAUGAAGUAAUUGAACUUCUUAAGCAACUUAAACAAGAUUCAGGAGAAAACCCAGAUGGGUUAGUCCAGUUCGACGUGAUAUGGAUGCCUGUGGUGGACAUGUACUCUAGACCUAAUUGGCACGCUCUAUUUGAGGAGCUCAAAGAAACCAUGCCAUGGCUUGCCUUGCACCCAACUGUUAUGAUACAACCGUGGGUCACUAAUUACAUCAAGGAAGAACUGUAUUUCAAAAGGAAGCCAAUUGUCGUAACAGUGGAUCCACAAGGAAAGGUGACCUGCAAAAAUGCUCUCCACAUGUUGUGGAUAUGGGGAAAUAAGGCUUUUCCCUUCAGCGAUGACAAAGAGGCCGCAUUAUGGAAAACACAGACUUGGAAUCUUAAUCUUCUUGUCCAUGGCCCUACUGAUACAGAGCUACGUCACUGGGUGGGUGGAAAAAGGUUGAUAUGCCUGUAUGGAGGUGAAAAUAUAAAAUGGAUAAGAGAAUUCACAGGAGCAGUAAAAGCUUUUGCGAAAGCAGCCUCUUGCAUCUCCCUGGGAUUAGUUUAUGUUGGAAAGAGCAAUUCCAAGAAGGCAAACAAAAUCGCUUGUACCAUCAAAGAUGAGCAGCUAAGUGAUUGCUGGCCUGCUACUAAACGCUCUCUUUACUACUGCUCCUUCUGGGCUCGUCUGGAAAGCAUGUUGUACUCAAAGCUUAAACAGUACAACAAGGCCAAUAUGGUUGAUCAAUACGACAUCAUAAUGAAAGAGGUUAUGACGAUACUGAGCUUUGACGGGAGCGACCAUGACUGGGCGAUUUUCUGUGAAGGAUCAUCAGGAGGAUUGACAAGGGCGGCCAAAGGAGAGACGGCUCUGAGAAGCAUGUUAGAGUAUCGUUCAUGGUUUCAUGAGGUGUCUUGCAAAGAUGAUAUCAGUAUGGUGGUAGCACUGAAUGGUUACCUGCGACAGAUUCACAACUCACAUCACUGCCUUCGACUAGUGUUUACAGAGAUCAACUUAGGGGUUCCUGAAAAGUUGAAGUGUGUUGAAUGCGGCCGUCAGAUGGAGAAGAAUAUUAUGUACUGUUGUUGUGUUGAUUGAAGUCUUCGCUUUGCAGGAUUUACAUAUAUCAUAUUAAAUAAUUACCAGCCACCCUAAGUAAUUAACAGGGUUGACUAGAAAUAAGCAUAGAUACAUAGAUAUAUACAUAUAUGCGUAUACAUUUAUUUGAGUGGGAUUACUUAGUACUUGUAUUUGAUGUUAUAAACAUAUAUAUAGUUCCUUUCAUGUCA